UGAUGAUAGAUGGUUGUUAUAUUUGUUAUAUUUUGUUGGCUAUCUUUAUAGCUGACCAUACUGUCAUAAAGUUAGAAAACUAGUGACCAAAAACUUAAUCUAACUGUCCGAAAGUAUUAUUUUGGUGCUCUACAAUCCAAUGUAAUCCCGAGUAAUGUAGGUAAUGGUAAUCCUACAUUACCAAGGAUUUUACCAUUCUAGUGCCAAUCUAAAACCCAGCACAGAAAAUACAUGUUUUAUUUUUUCCAAGUGUUACUAGUACCUCAGCCCCUCUUCAUUUGUCAGCUUAUUUAAGGCCUCUUCAUUGCAUACUUUUUUUUCUUUUAAUCAUCUGCUUCGAAGGAGACUAAGCUGAAACUGCUGCUCAGCUCCCAAGAUGGUACCACCCAAAUUGCAUGUGCUUUUCUGCCUCUGCGGCUGCCUCGCUGUGGUUCAUCCUUUUGACUGGCAAUACAUAAAUCCUGUUGCCCAUAUGAAAUCAUCAGCAUGGGUCAACAAAAUACAAGUACUGAUGGCUGCUGCAAGCUUUGGCCAAACUAAAAUCCCCUGGGGAAAUGGGCCUUAUUCCGUUGGUUGUACAGACUUAAUGUUUGAUCACACUAAUAAGGGCACCUUCUUGCGUUUAUAUUAUCCAUCCCAAGAUGAUGAUCGCCUUGACACCCUUUGGAUCCCAAAUAAAGAAUAUUUUUGGGGUCUUAGCAAAUUUCUUGGAACACACUGGCUUAUGGGCAACAUUUUGAGGUUACUCUUUGGUUCAAUGACAACUCCUGCAAACUGGAAUUCCCCUCUGAGGCCUGGUGAAAAAUAUCCACUUGUUGUUUUUUCUCAUGGUCUUGGGGCAUUCAGGACACUUUAUUCUGCUAUUGGCAUUGACCUGGCAUCUCAUGGGUUUAUAGUUGCUGCUGUAGAACACAGAGAUAGAUCUGCAUCUGCAACUUACUAUUUCAAGGACCAAUCUGCUGCAGAAAUAGGGGACAAGUCUUGGCUCUACCUUAGAACCCUGAAACAAGAGGAGGAGACACAUAUACGAAAUGAGCAGGUACGGCAAAGAGCAAAAGAAUGUUCCCAAGCUCUCAGUCUGAUUCUUGACAUUGAUCAUGGAAAGCCAGUGAAAAAUGCAUUAGAUUUAAAGUUUGAUAUGGAACAACUGAAGGACUCUAUCGAUAGAGAAAAAAUAGCAGUAAUUGGACAUUCUUUUGGUGGAGCAACGGUUAUUCAGACUCUUAGUGAAGAUCAGAGAUUCAGAUGUGGUAUUGCCCUGGAUGCAUGGAUGUUUCCACUGGGUGAUGAAGUAUAUUCCAGAAUUCCUCAGCCCCUAUUUUUUAUCAACUCUGAAUAUUUCCAAUAUCCUGCUAAUAUCAUAAAAAUGAAAAAAUGCUACUCACCUGAUAAAGAAAGAAAGAUGAUUACAAUCAGGGGUUCAGUCCACCAGAAUUUUGCUGACUUCACUUUUGCAACUGGCAAAAUAAUUGGACACAUGCUCAAAUUAAAGGGAGAUAUAGAUUCAGAUGUAGCUAUUGAUCUUAGCAACAAAGCUUCAUUAGCAUUCUUACAAAAGCAUUUAGGACUUCAUAAAGAUUUUGAUCAGUGGGACUGCUUGAUUGAAGGAGAUGAUGAGAAUCUUAUUCCAGGGACCAACAUUAACACAACCAAUCAACACAUCAUGUUACAGAACUCUUCAGGAAUAGAGAAAUACAAUUAGGAUUAAAAGAGGUUUUUUAAAA
Molecule: messenger RNA, 1724 nt
Organism: Nomascus leucogenys (northern white-cheeked gibbon)
Lineage: Eukaryota; Metazoa; Chordata; Mammalia; Primates; Hylobatidae
Gene: PLA2G7
Product: phospholipase A2 group VII
Exons: 11
Coding region: 377-1702 (441 amino acids)
Molecular function (GO): 1-alkyl-2-acetylglycerophosphocholine esterase activity
Source: RefSeq, a predicted model, not a curated record